AUGAAAUGCACUCUCAUGCUUCGUCUUCUACCAUCUGUCUCACGUCGUUUUCUGCUUUUUUCGACCGCAAAGCCUUCGCAAGUAUUCAUUUCUACCACCUGUUCGACCCAAUGUCCAGCCCAAGUUAAAGACGCAGCUAAAAGCACUACAGAUCAGUCAACGGAUGCCGUUCAGGUUUUCAGGGAAUGGGGUUGUAAUGAUGAUGAUGUGGCGAAAAUUUUGGGACGUAACCCACAUUUGAGCAAUUCCGACGCUGCGUUGCUUCAGUCGAAGCUCGCUUUGCUAAGUCGCUGCGGGCUAAACGCACCUGACCUGGUGAGGAUAAUCAAUUGUAGACCUAGGUUUCUUAGCAGUCGGGUCAAUCGUUAUUUCAACGAAAGGCUUGCAUAUCUUAAUUCCUUGUUUGAGUCCAAGGCAUUGCUUAAGAGAGCCCUUGUGACCAACCCUUCACUCUUAAUCUAUGACUUUGACAAAACCAUUAAACCUGUUCUUGCACAGUAUGAAGAGUUGGGUGUAAGCAAAGAGGACUUUCUUUUCAUGACCUGUUCCCGGCCCACACUUAUUUCAAGGACUUCUUUUGAUGAGGAGAAGCUGGAAUAUAUACGCAAGACUGGGCUUUCCAAGGAUUCAAAGAGGUAUAAAUAUGUUGUAUCAAUUAUUGGUAUCUCUCGUCUGGAAACAAUUCGCGAGAAGAUAGCAAAUUUUGCCAAAUUUGGUUUCUCUGAUGAAGAGAUAUUUGAGUUAAUUGGGCGGUCUCCUUUUGUCUUGACACUGUCAAUUGAAAAGGUUCAGAGGAAUAUGACGUUCGUAUUGGGCACAAUCAAUUUAGAAGCGAAAAUAGUUCUUCGUAAUCCACAUCUCUUGUUUUGCAACCUAGAUACCAGGAUGAAACCACGGGCUCUCCUGAUGAGGAAAAUUGAAGACAUGGAUUCAAAGUCAAAAUGUCCACAAACUUCUAUGGCUACCGUUCUCAGGAUGAGAGAAAAAAGGUUCAUAAGGGCAUUCAUUGAAUGCCACAGUAAGGAAGUGGCCGAUGAGUUAUUGGAGUUCUAUAUGAAGGCAAAAGAAGUGAAGAGAUUAGCAGAUUCGUCAAGGAAGUGUGUGCGUGUAGGAUUUCCAUUUUGA
Messenger RNA from Neltuma alba, 1125 nucleotides. RefSeq lists its product as uncharacterized. Gene Ontology annotation, molecular function: double-stranded DNA binding. The transcript has a single exon. The record is from RefSeq and is a predicted model, not a curated record. The coding region runs from base 1 to 1125 and encodes 374 amino acids. Gene Ontology annotation, biological process: regulation of DNA-templated transcription. NCBI's taxonomy places the organism in Eukaryota, Viridiplantae, Streptophyta, Magnoliopsida, Fabales, Fabaceae.